Molecule: messenger RNA, 12521 nt
Organism: Phymastichus coffea
Lineage: Eukaryota; Metazoa; Arthropoda; Insecta; Hymenoptera; Eulophidae
Product: ankyrin repeat and SAM domain-containing protein 1A-like
Exons: 18
Coding region: 338-4765 (1475 amino acids)
Cellular component (GO): cytosol
Molecular function (GO): protein binding
Source: RefSeq, a predicted model, not a curated record
GAAUACUUGCAGGCCUGCUGAGAUACGGGCAAGAGUGCAAGCGAGAUAGAACAGGCGGUGCGGGAUUUUGGAAUCCGGAGCUCACGCGCAACGCGAGUCGGUGGGUAUAGUGUCGCUGGCCGGCGUGCAGUGUCGCUUCGGUCGAGCCAGGCUACAAGAUGGCCACGCCGCGAUCAAUGAAACUCUCGAGUAAAUCGCGUAGUAAAAGUGGACGCACGGCCAGCCGAAAAUAAGUCCCCCGUGCCAGUGUGUGCGCGAGCACGGGCCCAAGUGAGGUCAGCCGAAGAACCAAGUUUUCGGCGACGACUCACGCUCAUUAACCAACAGUCAAUGGGCCAUGGGCAAGGACCAGGAGCUGCUCGAAGCAGCCAGGAACGGCAACGUUGCCGUCGUCGACAAGAUCCUCGGGCAGCGCGCGAAGAGGAGUGGUCCCUUGGCAAGUUUGCGUCGCGGACCAGGAGCUAAUGUGCAAGAUUCUAGCGGCUACUCAGCACUUCAUCAUGCUGCUCUAAAUGGACACAAAGAGGUAGUGAAGCUACUGCUCCAGCACGAAGCUUCGACUAAUAUCGUCGACGCUAAGGGCUCUUCUCCGCUUCAUUUGGCGGCAUGGUCCGGAAACUCGGAAAUUGUGCGAUUAAUUCUGAGUCAAGGACCAUCGGUGCCGAAUGUCAACCUUACGACAAAGGAUAACGAAACAGCGCUACACUGUGCCGCGCAAUAUGGCCACACGGAGGUCGUUGGGCAGCUAUUGGAGGCUGGAUGUGAUCCCAGCAUCCGUAACAAUCGUGGAGAAUCAGCUCUUGAUCUGGCCGCACAAUAUGGCAGACUGGAGACAGUGGAACUACUGGUGCGAACCCAUCCCGAGUUGAUCGAGUCUCUGCGCAACUCUUCGUCUUCUCUCAUCUUUCCACACACACCUCUGCACUUGGCUUCUCGUAAUGGCCAUCGUGCGUGCGUCGAAGUGCUCCUCGCCGCCGGAGUGGACGUCAACACUCGAACGUCGGCGGGCACCGCCAUGCACGAAGCCGCUCUUUGCGGUAAGAUGGAAGUGGUGCGAACGCUCCUCGAUCGCGGCGUCGACCUUGCUAUCAAGGAUUCUCGACAUAAUACGGUGCUCGACUUGUUGGGUCAAUUCCCAGCACACGUCACGCAGGACAUCACCGCCAUAAUCAAAAGACAUCGUUCGUCAUCUGGCAUCGUGAGUGAUGCAGAGAGUGAAAAUUUGCCACCGAUUCCUGUCCACCAAGGCGGCGGUUCCCUUGGUAGUCCAUAUGAAAAUGUGCGUCCUGGCGACGAUCUUUCCCCGGCGGAAGGCUCCUCGCCUACUCGGUGGCAACUUUAUCACAAACCUCGGGAAGAUGAUCGUCGUAUAUCUGGAAACUCGGCUAUAUCACUUGAAGAUGAAUAUUACGGAGAAACGCUGGACGGAGCUGCAUGGAGGCCCCUCCAGAUGACAGAGGACUCCGAGUCCAGCUCCGUCUUCGACAGCGUCCUUAUAUCCAUGUCUGACACACUCAACUCGAUAAACACCCUCGCAAGUUCCGAUCAAACACCCGAAGACAGACCACUUAACACUACUAUUCUCAUCACUACACCGUCACGAGACACUCUACGGGGCUCGGACAGCGGUUUGUACCAGACACCGCCAAUCCCACGAUCGGCUGUGGAAGCCGGCUAUGCUUCGGAGGAUCAACUAGCGAGUGCCGGCUACGGAGGUCGCGAAUCCGAUCAACUAAGUGUUUCGUCGUCUUCCAGCGUGGGUGGAAGGAGUCCUCGAGAACGUCGUUGCAUACCCGUUGACUCCACGGGUAUAUAUUUGCCGAUGGCUCCGUUACCUGGCUCUCUACACAGUCCUGCUUCUGGUAGCAAAGUAUCGAACGGCGGUGUGCCGUCGUCAACUUUGCAGCCAACGCCGCCGAAAAAGCCGCCACGACGCAAUCUGUCGGUGUCGCCGACCCACCUGCAAAGCCAAAUGUCCCUGUCGGCUGACAGCCACGUGGGUCCAAGCAAUUACGAGUACUUGUUCUUGGCACGCAGCGGCGCGACGCGCAGCCAAAUAGACCUGGGCGAGUUACAGGCUCGUCGCGAGCAGCUGAGGCACGUGACGCGCAGCGUUGACCAGUACGUCGAUAUGAACUCGAGUCCGUUUAAACGCGACGAGAGGCCACCGCAGCAACAGCGCAAGUCGAGCGACGUGGCUCUUACGUCGGGAGCGCUCAAAGUCAUCAACCCAAGGCGGAAGCUACGCAGGCACGCUUACGAAAAUCACGACGUGGUCGACAGUAGUCCAGGCACCGACAGGUCACCCAGCGCCGAGAAGACCUUCAUCUCCAGCGCCUUUCUGACCCUCAAGUCCUCGCAAGAGAGCUUGCUGGGCGAUGCCAAACGCAGCGAGCCAACGCAUACCGACGCACAAGAUAAGAGGCUGAAGAAGGUCCAGAUGAUGUUGCCGACUAGCCCCACCCAUUACGCACAACCACCCACCCCUGACCAUCCGCCACCCUCGGCCAUCCAAGCUGAGAAGUCCAUCCACGAGCGUAUUCGUCCGUUGAGUCAGGUGUACAAGCGGCGCUCGCGCGACAUGGAAACGGAAACGGACGAGGAGCUGCUGCAGUUUCCGGCGGCAGGCUCGCUUGGCGCCUCGAGCGGCUCCCUGUCCUCGGUCUCGCUCUCCGACAAGAGCAUGUCCACCGACAACGUCGAAGAGUACUUCGGCGACGUGCCCUUCGCAGGUUUGCUGAAGGGCUCGGUGGCGGCGGCAGAGCGGCCGCGCACGCUGCGUCGGCUGCGCAACGUGUACUCGCCGGCGGGCACGGGAGGCUGCGGUUUGCCGAUAGGCAUCACCGGGGCCGAGCUCGCCGGCGAGCAUCACGAGCUCAACAGUCAACAGCCGCAGCAACAGCAACAGUCACGAGCGACAUCGGCUGAGCGCGACGAGAAGAGUCUCAGCAUCAUGAGUCCAUUCGACGAGCAGGAGGAAUGGGCUAAAAUCUCGGAGAUCAUGGCCACUUUUGGCACCGGCCUCGUGCGCGAAUCCGUCUUUGUCAGCGAGCUCGAGAAGGAGUUUCAAGCGAGGCUUGGUCUGAACAGCAACAACGGUGGCAGCCCUUGUGUGCAAACGGUUAUAGGCCAAUGGUUGUCGAAACUCAAUCUGUCCGACUAUGAGUCGCUGUUUUUGAAUUACGGAUUCGACGACCUAGAAUUUAUCAAUGGCAUUCUCGAGGAAUCCGAUUUGAAAGAAAUGGGCAUAACAAGCGAGAAAGAACGCUUGGUGAUUUUAGAUGCAGUGAGUCUGCUGAACAAUCGAGUAGAAAAACGUCCGGCAAACAAUCCUAAUCAGUCGGUCGACGAUUGGCUCAAGUUGAUACACUUGGACAACUACUCAGAAUUGUUCAGGCGGCACCUGUACACGGACAUGGACCGCGUGCGAAGGGUUUGGGAAGUCGAGUUAGCUGCGGUGCUCGAGAUCCAAAAACCAGCCCACCGUAAGAGGAUUCUUGCGUCAGUCAGUGGAGGCUGCUCGCCUCGAGGCGCUUCGCACGUACGCAACGGCAACGGGCCCAGUUUCGAUGACCUCAACAAGGACCUCAAUACCCUGAAAACGAAUAUUCAGCAACUCAAAGAGGAAAUCCGCGAAAAAAUGCCGGAGCCAGUACAGAACAACGGCUUUCCGACCCCAACAACGACUACGAAUACGAAUACAAGUACGUCAACGGCUCCGACGACGGGCACAAAUGCGAAUACAACUGGUACGCUAAAACAUCGAAAAAAUAGACCUGCACCACCGCCACCUCAGAGACCAAAUGCACCUCACAACGGUACCGUGACAGAGCACCUCGAAAUACGAGGUCCCAACGAAUUAUUGUUUGGAGUACCGUCUACCCUUAAGACGCAGUGGAGGCACCAGCCUAAGGAUCUAGUCACUGGCAGCGUGACCUACGUCGCCAAUUAUUUGGGCUCAACGGUUGUGAAAGAACUAAGGGGCACUGAGUCGACCAAGAUGUCGAUACAAAAGCUGAAAAAGGCGAAUCGGGAUCCUAGACGUACUCCCGAUAUCACGCUUUCCAUUUCGUACCGCGGCGUCCGAUUCCUCAACACCCUUACCGACGAACCAAUAUGUGACCACGAGAUACGUAAUAUUCACUGCGCUUGUCAGGACGCCGACGAUCUCACCCAUUUUGCUUACAUUACCAAAGACCACGCCAGUCGCACUCAUUUUUGCCAUGUUUUUUGCGUGCCAACUAUGGACCAAGCCACCGAAAUAAUUCUGACGCUGGGUCAAGCUUUCGAGGUAGCGUACCAAAUAGCCUUGAAGGACAAACUCGGCGGCCACGCAAUCCGAUCCCAGUCGGCUAACCAGCUGACGAGUCUCGCCGGCAGCAAGACAGCAACUUCACCGUCCCGGGAGACGAACGAUCACCGUGCAGACGAGCACAACCACUGUCGGACGAGUACGAAUCCCAGGCCAAAGACGCGCUCCAAGUCCACUAGCAAUCCCUUUGCCAGCCCAACAAUGCCCAGUCCCAAUAAGACCACUAGCAGCUCCAAUUCUCAUACGACCUACAACAACUCGACAGCGAUGACGACGUCGGUUACACCCGUGAAGCUACUGGCGACGCACGGGCGCUCGCACUCGGUCAAUGAAAUCAAGCUCAACGGCAGCCAGAUGAAACCAGCGCCACUGCCCGUCGACGACAUCAGCAUCGGCGUACGGGAUAUGAAGGCUGGCUCGCGCGCACCCAUCGCCCUUUCCGAAGAGUUCUAAUGCGAGCCAGUGUCGUUCGUUCGUUCCCUUUUUAUCGCGCGCCCUCUGUUAACGCGUCAACUGUAAAUUGCAGGCUUGUACAUAUGAAGUUUAGCUAGUACAUUGCGUUCUCGAGGUCGCGGGACCGGCUGAGCCAGUGAUAAUCGCCAACUUUCUCUUCGCGGAUUUUCCUUCUUUUUUUAUUUAUUGUACAGCUCACACGGCACUGUGUUCCGCAUCCCUAUAUUAUAUUUUAUGUUUUUUUUUAAAUUCACGUAAUAAAUACUAUUUUCUAUGAUUUCCGCUUCUUCUUUAUUUUAUCGCUUGUACGGUGCAUUUAUUGGUUUUUGCGAAAGAGAAUUCGUGUUCCUUAACUCGCUAAUCGUAUGCUGCUCGGUAUUAUACAAUUAUUCGCGCAAUAUAUUAAUGAUCUGCAUUCGAUUGUUUGCACAUAUUUUGUUUGUUUUAAACAUUUUAUGACAUUUCUACGGCGAUUUCUAGUCAUAAAUAUAGGCAUCACCUGUUUAAAAACGUGUUAAUCUGCAGAUCAAGAACUAAAACUACUCGUAAUUUUAACGAAAACUUCAAGACAUAUUUGUUCGAUAACGUAUACUUUAGGUCAUGUGUAUAAAAUACCCGGCUUCACAGGUAAGUAGUAAGUCUUCUCAAAAAACGUUUCAUUACUACAGUCACGACUGUAAGUAAUAGUUCUAGUAAUAACUUUUUCAAAUCACUUUCAUAGAUAUACCAGCAUUUGCAUUUCAUAAGCGUCAACUUGACAGUGAACUGCGAUUAAUAAUAUCAUAAUCCGAGCAAUAGUAAUAUUACCGACGCCAGGUUAAUCAUUCGACAUUACAUAUACUUUUAUAAAAAUAUUAUUUGAUAAGAUAAACCAAAACGCAUACAUAACCUAUAGCAUCGGGCAUAAUAUCAAUUUUGAUUCUACUAAUUAUCAUUAUCGAAAACAUCAGUUUCUAAUUUUUCGUCACAACGAAUUUCAUUUGAACGUUUUCAUUACAAAUUAACUUAUUACAAAAACGGUCCUAAUUAUUUACGACAAAUAAUUAUUAAUUUUUUGCAAGUAAAAACAUAAUUUCACUUUACUAGCAAAAUAUGUCAUUUUGCACGUUUGCGCGGUAAUAUUAACGUUGAGGUAGUUCACACGAAAGUAUAUUUUCAGUGUAAUUACAUUGAUAAUGUGAUUAAUAAUAAUAGAAUGAAAUUAAUAAAUUAAAACUACAUAAAUACAGCACGUCAACUUGUGUCAAAAUGUCAACAAUCUUGAUAACUUACCUCAUUUUUUAAUUGAUAACUUUUCUUACGAGCAUUUACUAGAAAUAAUUUUUUUUUUAAGAAAUUUACAAUAAUUUUUAAUACUAACGCGUACUCGACAACAGAAUUAAAAAUUAAAAGCCAACAAAUAUUGAUUGCCUUCAAUGAAAAAAUUUAAUUAACUGAUAAAUAAAUUUUAUAAUAAUCAAUGCUAGUGAAAGAUAACUUGUGGUAAUAUUUCAUGAAUAAAAACGAAACUGUUUUUAAUAAUGUUUGGGGGCCUAUAUAACUUAUUAAAGACUCAAUAACUUUUUUUAGGCUUCAAAACCAACGUUUCGAAAAAAACUUUCCAAAAUCUUUCAACAAUAUUAUUAUACAGAUGGGAUACAGACAGCUAAAAUACUAAAAACAAAUAUCUUUCAAUAUUUCUAAAUGAAAAGCUGAAUUAAUCAUAUGAACAGUAUUACGAAGCUGAAGAUACAAUCAAUUUUAUUUACCGGAAAUCUGUAACAAACAUAGACGGGUUGGACGAUGUAAAAAUACUCGAGUUUGGACGCUAAUAACUUAUACGAUUAGUAUUGAUAGUAAUUGCGUUUAUUACUAGAAAUUGAAAAAAAAAGUAAGUCAUAAGCUAACAAAUGAUUUUUUCGGAUUCAGAAUGAAAAAAGUAAUAAAUACAGCAGAUAUAAUUUGAAUUGUAUAGUGGCAUAAAGUAAAUUAUUUAUCUCAAACAGAAAUCUCUUGACUAUUAAUUCCUAAAAAUUUUGAAGUAAGUUUAAAAUUGAAUCAUCUAAAGUAAAUAUGCCUUUGAGAUAUUAUUAUGAUAGAGCAAAUUGAUGAUUGAACAAAAACUGAGAAAAAGUUUGGAAUGUAGAUAUCCAUUAUAAGAUAAACAAAGGAGUAUUAUAACAGAAAAAUUCAAAAAACUUUACAAACAGAAAAUAAAAACUGCCAAAAACUAACGUAAAUAAAAGAAAUAUAACUAUUCAUAUUUUCACACGCACGAAUCAUAUUUUCAUUAAAAAUAUAAUUUUACCCAAUGCAAGUAAAACUAGCAUUGUAAACGCUGUUUGAUUAACAUUUUUCUAUACAUUGUAGAAUGCUAGAAAUUAUUAAAUUAAAUAAAUUAUUGAAGUACGUUUUAAUUAUUUAAUAAAUUAUUAAAAUAAACGUGCAUAAUAAGGGAUAACGUGUGAUAAUGUAUAUAUUUUGAAUUUUAAAACGAGCAUGCAAACGUGAUCGUUUAAUUUCAUUAACGGAAAAUUGUUUGCAUACAUAUAUUAUACAAUCAUAUUGAUUUCUGAUAUUUUUAUAAUUUUCAUUUCAUAUAUUAAUAUUAUGGUUUACUAACGCGCACAAAAUAAUGAUAAUGUUGGACCAACGUACGAGAAAAGUAUAUAAAAUGAUUGUUGUUGCCCAAAUUAUGAAACAAUGACUUUAAAUACAUGUCUAAAUAACUGAACGCUUGUACUCGCUACAAGGAUUGCAAAAAUUAUGCGACCUGUGCAAUGAUACGAUUUAAAUGUACUAAUAAUGCAAAAUAAUAAAAAUUAUUACAUGUGUAUGAAAAUAGCUGAUAUUUACGGGAUAAACUAAAAAAAAAACAUUAAAUGUAUAGCUUUGGUCGUGAAGAAUCAGUUCGAAUAAACAAUAUUAAAUCAUGUACGGGUUGAAUUGUCAAAUUGUUUAUUAUAAAUAAAAUCGUACUAUAAAGCUUCUAUAUACAUUGUUAAAAUUAUAAAAAAAUAUAAGCAUUCGCGAUACCAAAAGUAUUACUGAAAUACAUUCCAUAAAUUAAACGAACAUUUUUUUCACAUAAAAUAUACAUAUAUAUGGCCACAAUAAACUUAUGAUUUUAAUACUAAAACGAUAAUUCCGAUAAUUGUUUGAUUCUUAAUUGAAAGGUAAAUAUUUUUAGACGCUUUACUUUUUUAUGCUCCUAUGACUACUUAUAACUUGCUAUAAGUAUUGUCAAAUAUAACAUAGGUGUUACACGAGUGUGUAAUGAUUAAAAAUAUAAAAUUGGAAUAGAAAAACACUUAAAUAAGAAAUAAAUAACACAGAUUGGUUGCAAUGAUAACCGUUACGAUUUUCGUAUAUUAAAAAAAUGAAAAUUGAAAGUUAUAUUGAAUAAUGACAAAUUUCUUCGAAUUAAAAAUAAUUUUUCAAAGUAGACCAAAUGAGAUUUACUUUGACUUAAUUUACCCGUAAAAACAAGCACAUAUGAUGUCUGCAUCAGCGAAUAUUUAUUUACUAACAUCUCAUAUUUAAAAGAACGUAGAUCUAUCGCAGCUACGACACGCAAUUACGAGUCAUAGUUGAAAUUUAAUUUACUCUUUGAAGUCUCUGAUAUACAUUCAUUAGGAAGCAUGUACUUCCACACAUUCACAUAUUCACUCGUGCUGUAUUCAUACGCGUGUAUAGAUAUUUGAGUGUAGGCAUCAUUAACGCGGCGUUCAUGCGUCUAUAUACAUCUCUUAAUUUUACAUACAUGACUUGACUCAAAAGAUUGAGUUGAAGUUCGCUAGAUGCUACUCAUCUUCAACUUUGUCAAUCAUCUUUCACGCGUGUCAAUGACAUUGCUCAAUUCUUCUUUUUACUCUAAACUAUUAGUCUUAUAAAACUACUAUGGACUGCAAUACGAUUUCUUGUUUUGAUUAUGUUGGUAUUCACAAUAAUAUGAAAAAUAAAAAAGAUUUUCUUGCUAGUCAUGAGCUUAUACUUCCAAUAUAGUAUAACAUUAUGUAGUGAUAAAUCUUGAUAAGAUUGUUUGUUAUAUUGUUGUUAGUUUGUCUUAAUUUAUUUUCAUACAAUCAUACCAUAUCAUACUUCAUCAUAAUCAAAUCGUCAUGCGGCAUGUCAUUCCUAAUAUCUGAUCAUACGCUUCUUCUAUUAUGUAGCUAAAUAAACAUAUACAUAGACGCCUAUAUAAGGAUAAUAGCGUAUAUAUAACAAAAAAUGAAAUAUAAAGAACGGAGGUUAAAUGUACAAGUGAAAUAACAGUCAAGUUUGCAUUACAAAAAUGUAUCGAACUGAUUCUGAAGAGUUUAAGGAGAAAUUGAUGUGAUUACAAGUGCGAAUACAUCUAUAAUUGCAAAAACAAUGUGUGCAAGUUUUAGCACUUCCUCGCGACUGCAUUUACAGCAUUUGCAAUUCAAACAAAAGAUGGGGGGAGGGGUCUGUAUUUAACUCUCUUUCUGUAAUUAUCACAAGUUAAGAGUGUGCAAGUUACUUGUGCGCGUAUGAUUACUGCAAAAUUCGUUCUUGGCUCUUUUCGCUUGAUUCAAGCUUUUGAGUUGCUGCCACUCAUAGUUAACAUUCAUUUCAUAUAGCUAAAGUAUGCGCAAUGCGUAUACCAUCGUAUGAAAAACAUGCAAAAUGUGCUGUGUUCAUCAUGUAUAUACUUAUAAAUCCAUUUAUAGGGCAUAUAUACACGGAUACUUUAAUCCGAAGUUUGUUACUCUGUAAGAUAAUGAAUCCAUUUCCGUAACGCUUACAACUUUGACUAGCUAGCCGAUAACUUUUAUACUUAAAAAUACGAACUUUAAUACGACGAUGAUGCUCAUUUUAAUCCUCGCUGAUUCCGUAACCAGAUUAUCUUUCAAUAUUUUAAUCAUUAGCUUGCAUACAUAGAUUUUGAUACUACCAUUUAAUCUGUGAAAUGUUGUUGAUCAUAAAUGGUGCACUCGCAAUUUAUACGCUGCAACGAUGAAGUCCAGAGAUUUAGCGAGAAUAUACGAGUGAUAUUACGUUCUAACACCAAAGAUUAAGACUAUACUUUAAUUAACGCAUUUAUCUCUUUUUAUACGACGACCGGCUACGUCUUUUGGCAUUUUUACACUAUUUUGAAGAACAAUAAGUAACCUCUUAGAAUCAACGUAAUGGAUUGUUAUGUAAGUUUUCUAAUAAUAAAAAAAUACAAUGAGAUUGUGAACAUAAAUGCAAUAUUCAAUAAGAUGAACGACCCAAUACUGUUGUAGUAUCGUACGAUAGUUUGCAAAUAAAUGCGCAACGCAUAUUUGCAUGUAUGCGCAAAUUCGUGAAUAUUGAAACAGAUAUGUAGGUGUGAAAAGAGCCAAAAUGAAAUGGAUGCAUACAGGUCUUUGAUAAACGAUCGCGUGCAGGAAUGUGCUUUCGAUAGUACUUAUAAUAGUAUAUGUGAAUUAAUAUAUAAAUAAUAAUAAUAAUAAUAAUAAUAAUAAUAAUAAUAAUAAUAAUAUUAAUAAUAAUAAUAAUAGGAAUGAUGAUAUAUAAAUAACGAAGGCAGGGUAUCCAUUUGUAUACAGAAAUUGUAAUACGGGGUGUAACAUUAAAAGCAUCAGAGAUGAAAGGCUCGUACACGCCCUUGCGCCCGUUCAUCCUGAUAGCUUUGAUAUCUCAACAGCGCAGCAAUAUAUGAACGGACACCCUUCUUUAUUAUAAUUCAUUGCCAUUGUAACACUUGAAAAUGCUCGAAAUCGUUUGCGCGCGCGUUUAACUGUAACUGGCGUAACAAUAAUAUUCUCUUUAUCUCUCGUGUAGCUUCAAUGGAUAAUGAAAUAGAAAAAGAGUUAGUAGGAUAUUCAUGUUUAGCGUCGAUUAAGAGUAAUACAUAGCUAAAAUUAAAUACGCAAUCUCUGUGUUUUUUUGCCGCUGGAACGUCCUGAACUUACAUAUUUGCACGUUCUUUUGAACUUCAGCAUAUUCACACCAUAAUAUUGUUUUCAACAUUACAGCAAACAUUUUUUUGAAAACAUUCGUUACAGCACAUGUUUAAUUGGUAUUUAAUGAAAUUCUUUUUCUUAUACUCAAACCAUUGAUUGGUCAUUAGAUGUAAUACAAAUGAUGACAUAAUUAGUGGUUCAAAUUAAUAUCAGAUAACCAUAAGGCGUAACGUAAACAAUUCGACAAAAUUCCCUUUGGUUGUUUAGCGCACUCAUGUAUCAAUCAUUUCAAACAGUUGAAAUUUUAUUCGUACGAAUAUAUUGCUCAUCAGAACGAUAUGCUAAUAAUAUGAUUGAUUCAGAGACUCUCGGCAAAUUUCAUAUUAUUUUAUAAAUGAAAAAUAGGUACGAAUAUUACUCAGUUUCUUUAAAAACUGACAAAUAAAAACUCGAAUAGUAUAGUAAAGUUAACGAUAAAUAAUAAUGGAUAAUAAUCAAAUCAUCUUAACUUCGUUCUAUUUGUAUUGUAUCUGAACUUUGACUGAAUCUCACUUAGGGUUGUCAACAAAUGAUUUAUAUGUUUUUUUGGUUUUGAUGUUCGUUAAUAAUGAAUAUUACAUCUCAUCAAUCGCAAAGCUUCACCAUUCAUAUCAUUAAUCACAAAACUCGGCUGCGCUAAAUUAUUAUAUAUUGUUAUUUCUUAUAUUGUUAUGAGAAAAAUAAUUAUAAAAUUUUUAUUCGAAUUUUAUUCUUAAUAGAUAAUAUAGUUUUGCGAAUAUAACUUUUUUUAAUCAAAUUAUUCAGAGAAGUAAGAAAUGCAGAGUUCUUGAAAAAUUUAAGUGGUGUAAAUAAGUAACGGUAAAAGAAUGUGAAUUGUAAAAUAACAAAAAAUAUAUGUUUUGAUGCGUAAUCAUCUGAUAUAAAUAAUAAUGACAAAAGAGGGUGCGAAAGAAGAGACAGAAAAUGUAUUUUCGAAUUUAUAGUUUAUUUUUCAUUAGCGUAGAUGACAAAUAAUGAUGAUGACAAAAAAGUUUAUUGUGAAUUACCAUUCUGAUUGAACGGCUUAUUCAAGAUUUUCUUUUUUUAUUUUAGAAGUCUCUAUCUUCCAUCCGCCUAAAUUGAAUAAUUGUGAAUGCACUAAGUGAUUUGUUAAACCUAUUUUCUUCUUCGAAAAGAAAUAACUUGUAUAUCAAAUAUUAUAAUCUCGAUGAAGUUAAACAAAAUCACUACAGAUUUAACAAAGGGAUCUCUCGAUCAUUUCAAGCAUUAUCAAGAUAAAAUAAGCAACAGAAUGGUGUAUUAUAAAGUAGGCAAAAUGUAAGUGUUGAUAAGCUGAUUACGACUGAGUUCGACAAAAUCUUUGUAUUACUGUAUGUGAACAAUGUAAAACAUAUUUAUAUGUAUUAUAAAUCAUUCGUAUUGUAUUACUCAGGCUAGUGCAAAGAAUUUUGUCGUCCUCGUUACAAACUGUAUAGAUAUCAAUAAAGGCAAAAAAGAAGAAAAUAUCGUUGAUUAUGAUGAAAAAAUCAAAAAAACCCAUGAAAAUGAAUAAGCAAAAUGAAAUUGAAUAACGUAAUAAAUAAUCAAGGUAAGAGUAAGAUUGACGAGAAGAUAAGAAAGUGCUUAUAAAAGGUGCGUAGAUAAAGUAUUAUUCGCUGAAAGCUUGUAAAAUCGGAGAUAUCAUAUUAUAUAAAUGCUCUAUAUUUAAAAAACGCAGCCUCAUCGCCAUCAAAUCAUGCAUACAUACGCAGAUUUUUUGAGUUCUUCUAUAAUUUAUAUUUAUUAUUGUUCAUGUUUACUAGAAGUAUAUAUAAAUAUAUAUAUAUAUAUAUUAUAUCAGAGACUAUUCCCUGGAAUACCUA